Pan troglodytes (chimpanzee) is the source of this 1277-nucleotide messenger RNA. RefSeq names its product arrestin 3 (gene ARR3). Lineage: Eukaryota; Metazoa; Chordata; Mammalia; Primates; Hominidae. Gene Ontology annotation, biological process: G protein-coupled receptor internalization; visual perception; signal transduction. The record is from RefSeq and is a predicted model, not a curated record. Bases 1 to 1203 code for a protein of 400 amino acids. The transcript is spliced from 16 exons. Gene Ontology annotation, molecular function: G protein-coupled receptor binding.
AUGUCCAAGGUGUUUAAGAAGACCAGCUCCAAUGGGAAGCUCUCCAUCUACCUGGGGAAACGGGACUUCGUGGACCAUGUGGACACGGUGGAACCCAUUGAUGGUGUCGUCCUGGUUGAUCCUGAGUACUUAAAAGGUCGAAAAUGCCUGACAGACCACUCUCUUCCUCCUAUGCCUGCAGUGUUUGUCAUGUUGACAUGUGCCUUUCGCUAUGGCCGUGAUGACUUGGAAGUGAUUGGUCUGACGUUCCGAAAAGAUCUGUAUGUGCAGACCCUGCAAGUGGUCCCAGCUGAAUCCAGCAGCCCUCAGGGGCCCCUCACAGUCCUACAGGAGCGACUACUGCACAAGCUAGGGGACAAUGCCUACCCCUUUACCCUGCAGAUGGUGACCAACCUGCCCUGUUCUGUGACACUGCAGCCAGGUCCUGAAGAUGCAGGAAAGCCCUGUGGGAUUGACUUUGAAGUGAAGAGUUUCUGUGCUGAAAACCCAGAGGAGACAGUCUCCAAGAGAGACUAUGUGCGGCUGGUUGUCCGGAAAGUACAAUUUGCACCACCGGAGGCAGGCCCUGGCCCCUCAGCCCAGACCAUCCGCCGCUUCCUUCUGUCAGCUCAGCCCCUACAACUCCAGGCCUGGAUGGACAGGGAGGUUCACUACCACGGAGAACCCAUCUCUGUCAAUGUUUCUAUCAACAACUGCACCAACAAGGUCAUCAAAAAAAUCAAGAUUUCAGUUGACCAGAUCACAGAUGUUGUCCUGUAUUCACUAGACAAGUACACCAAGACUGUGUUCAUUCAGGAAUUCACGGAGACUGUAGCUGCUAAUUCCAGCUUCUCCCAGAGCUUUGCAGUAACCCCAAUCCUGGCUGCCAGCUGCCAGAAACGGGGCCUGGCACUGGAUGGCAAACUUAAGCAUGAAGAUACCAACCUGGCCUCUAGCACAAUUAUUAGACCGGGAAUGGACAAAGAGCUGCUGGGGAUCCUGGUGUCCUACAAAGUCAGAGUCAACCUGAUGGUGUCCUGUGGUGGCAUCCUAGGAGACCUGACAGCCAGCGAUGUUGGUGUGGAGCUACCCUUGGUCCUGAUCCAUCCGAAGCCAUCUCAUGAGGCCGCUAGCUCUGAGGACAUAGUCAUCGAGGAGUUUACGCGGAAAGGCGAGGAGGAGAGCCAGAAGGCUGUGGAGGCUGAGGGAGAUGAGGGGAGCUGAGCACCUCGCUCUGGUGCCCGUCUGUGUGGGAGCCCCCACUGUAACACUCUAAUAAAUCAGUUUGUUCAGAUGUG